AUGCCAGAUGCAGCGAUAAGAGUUGCAUCACGCCAGACAGAACACAGAGUGGAUGUGACGGAUAGGGACUCCCUUAGGGGUGUGCUAGAAGGCUCAGACGCUGUAAUUAAUACAGUGGGACUUCUUCAGGCAUCUCGGAAGACAUUUGAAGCAGUCCAGCAUGAAGGUGCUGAAAAUGUUGCUAGAAUCACUAGAGAGAAUAAUGCAAAGUUGGUACAAAUAUCCGCAAUUGGCGCCGACGCAUCCUCUAGAUUACCCUAUCCACGUACAAAGGCGCUCGGUGAGCAGGCUGCACUGUCUGAAUGUCCAGAUUGCUCAAUUGUCAGGCCUUCGCUUAUUUUCGGACCUGGGGAUAGCUUUUUCAAUAGAUUCGCCUGGUUGGCGAAAUACAUGCCGUUUCUUCCCGUCUUCGGUACGGGUGAGACGCUCUUCCAACCGGUUUAUGUCGGCGACGUCGCAGCCGCCGUAGCGCUCUGUGCAGAAAGCAGGAGUGAUGAAAGGAUAGCAACUCGUGUAAAUGGGAAGAUAACUGAAGCGGGCGGACCUGAAGUGUUUACAUAUAGACAAAUUAUGCAGCUAGUUAUCGAUUACAGUGGUAAUAAGCGACCUAUCGUAUCUAUACCUUGGUCUAUUGCCAAAAUGCAGGCUUUUGUUCUCGAAAACUUACCGAUGCCGCCCGUAUUAUCAAUCACGAGGGACCAGGUUGAACAAUUGAAAAAGAACAACAUUGUGACGCCGAAACAUGAACAGGAGAGUAAUGCUAUUAGUUUCAAGGAGCUCCUGGGUGACUUUUCGCACAUACAGCCGAGCAGUGUACACGAAAUUUUGCCGACAUAUCUCUCACCAGAAGGACAUGAAAUGGCGGUAACUAUGGAUCAUAAAACCAGAGAAGAGGAAAGGAGAAAGAAAAGAUUGAUGCUCCGUGAUAAAAAAUCUUACUGA
Molecule: messenger RNA, 942 nt
Organism: Wallemia mellicola CBS 633.66
Lineage: Eukaryota; Fungi; Basidiomycota; Wallemiomycetes; Wallemiales; Wallemiaceae
Product: NAD(P)-binding protein
Exons: 2
Coding region: 1-942 (313 amino acids)
Cellular component (GO): mitochondrion
Molecular function (GO): protein-containing complex binding
Source: RefSeq, a predicted model, not a curated record